Dovyalis caffra is the source of this 4206-nucleotide messenger RNA. The record is from the annotation of a GenBank genome assembly. NCBI's taxonomy places the organism in Eukaryota, Viridiplantae, Streptophyta, Magnoliopsida, Malpighiales, Salicaceae.
AUGUGGAAUUCGGCUGAGAAUCUAUUUGCUAGAGCGCCGUCGUUUAGGGAGGAGGGAGAGGACGAGGAGGCGCUCCGGUGGGCAGCCCUCGAGCGUCUGCCUACUUAUGCUCGAGUAAGGAGAGGCAUUUUCAGGAAUGUUGUUGGUGAUCAUAGAGAAAUCGAUCUGAGUGAACUCGAGGUGCAAGAGCGGAAGCUCGUGCUUGAACGUUUGAUCACCUCCGUAGAUGACGACCCUGAGCGCUUCUUUGACCGGAUGCGAAAGCGAUUUGACGCAGUACGUUUGGAAUUUCCAAAGAUUGAGGUUCGUGUUCAGAAUUUGACAGUUGAAUCUUUUGUCCAUGUUGGAAGUAGGGCACUUCCAACCAUUCCCAACUUUAUCUUCAACAUGACUGAGGCACUUUUAAGGCAAUUGCGGAUAUACCGAGGAAACAGAAGCAAGCUAACCAUUUUGGAUGAUAAUAGUGGGAUUAUCAGACCUUCUAGAUUGACGCUUCUGUUGGGUCCCCCAAGCUCUGGAAAGACAACACUACUCUUAGCUCUUGCUGGACGUCUUGGAAAUAAUUUACAGAUGUCCGGAAAAAUUACAUAUAAUGGACACAGUCUAAAUGAGUUUGUUGCUCCAAGGACAUCGGCUUAUGUCAGUCAGAAUGAUUGGCAUGUGGCUGAGAUGACUGUAAGAGAAACUCUAGAAUUUGCAGGACGCUGUCAAGGUGUUGGGUCCAAAUAUGAUAUGCUUUUGGAGCUUGCAAGAAGAGAGAAGAUUGCAGGGAUAAAGCCUGAUGAAGAUCUUGAUAUAUUUAUUAAGCUUUGGGGGGCAGGAGACAAGCCUAGUGGUGGAGUACAUAAUGAAGAUUUUAGGGAUCUCGGGGGCCAGAAGAAGCGACUUACAACAGGUGAAUUACUAGUUGGUCCAGCUAGAGUGCUGUUCAUGGAUGAAAUCUCCAAUGGGCUUGAUAGUUCUACUACAUAUCAAAUCAUCAAAUAUUUAAGGCAUUCAACUCAUGCACUUGAUGGGACCACUGUAAUUUCUUUGCUGCAACCUGCUCCCGAGACUUAUGAACUAUUUGAUGAUGUUAUGCUCUUAUGUGAGGGCCAGAUUGUGUACCAGGGACCCCGUGAUGCUGCUCUAGAUUUCUUUUCAUCUGUGGGAUUUAGGUGCCCUGAGAGAAAAAACGUGGCAGACUUCUUGCAAGAAGUAAUUUCAAAGAAGGACCAAGAGCAGUAUUGGUCUGUUCCAAACCGCCCAUAUCGAUAUAUACCUCCAGGGCAGUUUGUUGAAGCUUUUCAUUCAUUUCAUAUUGGUAGAAGUUUGUCUGAGGAACUGGCAGUUCCUUUUGACAAACGUUACAAUCAUCCAGCAGCAUUGUCAACUUCCCGGUUCGGUGUAAAACAAAGUGAACUUUUCAAGACCAGCUUUAACUGGCAGAAGCUGCUAAUGAAAAGGAAUUCAUUUAUCUAUGUAUUCAAAUUUAUUCAGCUUCUUCUUGUUGCCUUGAUCACAAUGAGUGUUUUUUUCCGCACAACCAUGCGUCAUGACACAAUUUAUGAUGGAGGUUUGUUUGUUGGGGCAAUAUACUUCUCCAUGGUCAUUAUUCUUUUUAAUGGCUUUACGGAGGUUUCAAUGUUGGUAGCCAAGCUUCCGGUGCUCUACAAGCACAGGGAUUUGCACUUCUACACAAGCUGGGCAUAUACACUUCCUUCUUGGGUCUUAAGUAUUCCAAUUUCACUCAUGGAGUCUGGUCUCUGGGUGGCAGUCACAUACUAUGUGAUUGGAUAUGAUCCUAACAUUACCAGAUUUUUUCGACAGUUUUUGUUAUACUUCUCUCUGCACCAAAUGUCUAUAGCUCUCUUUCGUGUAAUUGGAUCCUUGGGCCGUCAUAUGAUAGUUGCCAACACCUUCGGAUCUUUUGCCAUGUUGGUUGUGAUGGCUCUUGGAGGAUACAUCAUUUCGAGAGAUCGCAUCCCAAGCUGGUGGAUAUGGGGUUUUUGGGUCUCGCCUUUGAUGUAUGCUCAAAAUGCAGCUUCAGUGAAUGAAUUCCUUGGGCAUUCUUGGGAUAAGAGAGCUGGGAAUAAUUCAAACUUUUCAUUAGGUGAGGCACUACUCAGAGCCCGCAGUUUAUUUCCAGAGAGCUACUGGUAUUGGAUUGGCAUUGCUGCUCUGCUUGGAUAUACAGUUCUAUUCAAUCUGCUGUUUGCGUUCUUCCUAGCAAACCUUAAUCCUUUGGGAAAGCAACAAGCUGUGGUCUCCAAGGCGGAGCUGCAAGAGAGAGACAAGAGAAGGAAAGGAGAAAAUGUUGUUAUUGAACUGAGGGAGUAUUUGCAGCAUUCUGGUUCACUGAAUGGAAAAUAUUUCAAACAAAGAGGGAUGGUUCUACCGUUUCAGCCUCUUUCCAUGUCUUUCAGCAAUAUCAAUUACUUUGUGGAUGUCCCCAUGGAGUUGAAGCAACAAGGGAUAGUAGAAGACAGAUUGCAGUUGUUGGUUAAUGUUACUGGAGCAUUUAGACCAGGAGUCCUUACAGCACUGGUUGGAGUCAGUGGUGCUGGAAAAACCACCCUCAUGGAUGUUUUAGCUGGUAGGAAAACUGGAGGGAUCAUAGAAGGGAGCAUGUAUAUAUCUGGUUAUCCUAAAAAGCAAGAAACGUUUGCAAGAAUUUCUGGUUACUGUGAGCAAAAUGAUAUUCAUUCUCCAUGUUUGACUCUUGUUGAAUCGCUUCUUUUCUCGGCUUGGCUUCGGUUACCAUCAGAAGUUAACAUGGAUACACAGCAGGCAUUUGUUGAGGAGGUUAUGGAACUUGUGGAGCUUACUCCAUUAAGUGGAGCAUUGGUUGGUCUACCUGGAGUCAAUGGUUUAUCUACAGAACAACGAAAAAGAUUAACCAUUGCUGUUGAAUUGGUUGCCAAUCCAUCUAUAGUGUUCAUGGAUGAGCCCACCUCAGGGUUGGAUGCAAGAGCUGCAGCCAUUGUGAUGAGAACUGUGAGGAAUAUAGUAAACACUGGACGGACAAUUGUUUGUACAAUCCAUCAGCCAAGCAUAGACAUUUUUGAAUCCUUUGAUGAGCUUCUGUUUAUGAAGCGUGGAGGAGAGCUAAUAUAUGCUGGUCCUCUUGGCCCCAAGUCUUGUGAGCUCAUCAAGUAUUUUGAGGCAGUUGAAGGAGUGCCCAAGAUCAGGCCUGGAUAUAACCCUGCUGCCUGGAUGCUUGAGGUUACUUCUUCAGCUGAAGAAAACCGUCUAGGUGUGGACUUCGCUGAAAUUUACCGAAGAUCAAAUCUACAUCAACAUAAUAGGGAGCUGGUUGAAAAUUUAAGCAAGCCAAGUAAUAGUGCGAAAGAGUUGAACUUUCGAACCAAGUACUCUCAGUCAUUUUUUGAUCAGUUACUAGCCUGUCUUUGGAAGCAAAAUCUAUCUUAUUGGCGAAACCCACAAUACACCGCAGUCCGCUUCUUCUAUACUGUUGUCAUCUCAUUGAUGCUUGGGACAAUAUGUUGGAGAUUUGGUUCCAAAAGGGAGAACGAGCAAGAAUUAUUUAAUGCAAUGGGAUCCAUGUAUGCAGCAGUCUUAUUUAUUGGAAUAACCAACGCAACUGCUGUUCAACCUGUUGUUUCUGUUGAAAGAUUUGUUUCAUAUCGGGAGAGAGCUGCAGGGAUGUACUCAGCUCUACCAUUUGCCUUUGCUCAGGUUAUUAUUGAAUUCCCUUAUGUGUUUGGACAGUCGAUUACAUACUGCACAAUUUUCUAUUCCAUGGCAUCAUUUGAUUGGACUGCUAUGAAGUUUAUUUGGUACACUUUCUUCAUGUAUUUUACCAUGCUAUACUUCACCUUUUAUGGAAUGAUGACGACUGCACUCACACCAAAUCACAAUGUGGCUGCCAUCAUUGCUGCUCCAUUUUAUAUGCUUUGGAAUCUUUUCAGUGGCUUUAUGAUUCCUCACAAGAGAAUUCCCAUAUGGUGGAGAUGGUAUUACUGGGCCAACCCAAUAGCUUGGACUCUUUAUGGUCUCUUGACUUCCCAGUAUGGUGGUGAUAAUAACUUAAUGAAGCUUUCAGAUGGGGAUCGCUUGUUACCUGUGAAGCAGGUUCUUCAGGAAGUGCUUGGAUAUAGGCAUGAUUUCUUAGGUGUAGCUGGUUUUAUGGUGGUUGGUUUUUGCGUGCUUUUUGGAGUGAUUUUCGCUUUUGCAAUAAAAGCCUUCAAUUUCCAAAGGAGAUAA